AACCAAAAUGUUUUAGUUACGUCCCUUUACUCACGCUACUUUUAGCUGGGGACGGACCAUCAGACCAAAAAAUGAAUGUACCGGUUUUUAUUGAUAUUCCCGUUCCACAGCAGACUUUGGAACUGAGAUCAUUUCUUAAAUCACUUGGAGCUGAAAUUUCUGAAGAAAAUGCAGAAAGUGGUUUGUUGACUGAUUUGAAAAAUAUUAUUGAAGCUAGCAAAUUUUGUUGGAAUCUCAAUAAUGAGUCAGAAAUUGAGAUGGUAUUCAACGGCAUCAUCUCCCUUCUUCUGGUGGUACCAGUCCAGGAUGCUGAGAGUGUUGUAACUCUGUUUUGUGAGAAAGUUGGAAAACUACCAGAAGGAGAUCAAAAACGUGUGGCACUAAGGAUAAGAAUGUUGAGCAAUCUUUUUUACGGCUUAGAAGAAGAAGCCAGUUUACGCUAUGUAGUUCUCUGCAGUAUGGUCAGGCUGGCAGGCCAGAAUGAUUUGCUUUCAAUGGUCCCUGUAGAUAUGGAGAAGAUCAAAAGAUGGAUAAGUUUAUGGGAAAUAAGUUCAGCUAAAGUGCAGAUGCUAUACAGAAUAUUGCAUGAAUCACUUACUGCCUGCAAUAUGAGGGAUAUUGCAACAAAGGUGAUGAUAGAGCUGCUGGGUACAUAUACAGAGGAAAAUGCUUCCCAAGCUAGAGAUGAUGCACAUAAGUGUAUAGUGACAUGUCUGGCUGAUCCAAACACCUUUCUUAUGGACCAUCUUCUGUCCCUCAAGCCAGUCAAGUUUCUGGAGGGAGAGCUGAUUCAUGAUCUUCUGACAAUUUUUGUAUCUGGUAAACUAACUCAGUAUCAGCAGUUCUAUAAAAAUCACACAGAUUUUAUCAAUUCACUCGGACCAUCCCAUGAAGAAAACAUAAGAAAGAUGAGACUGUUGACAUUCAUGCAAAUGUGUGAAAAUCGAAAGGAAAUGGACUUUAGUGUAAUUCAAGAAGAAAUGCAGCUUGAAAAAGAUCAAGUAGAAGAAUUUGUUAUUGAUGUUCUCAAAACAAAAGCAGUCAAAGCCAGGAUAGACCAGAUCCAGGAGAAAGUAAUUGUAAGCUCGACCACAUUUAGGACGUUCAGCAAACAUCAUUGGCAGAUUAUUCGACAACACCUAUCAGCUUGGCAGAACAAUCUAUCAAGACUGGAGAUCAAUUUUGAAAAUGUAUCACUCAUUCAGUCACAAGUACAGCAGCAGUAAUUUAUUUGUUCAUUGGGGAGUUGGGGUUUUUGUGAUUACUACUUUAAUUUUACUCUAUAGAUAACUUGGAAUUUUUAGUCUGUGGACAUUUUGGUAUAAAUGCUAUGGUCAACAUUUUAAAUACUAGAUUUGUUUAAAAAUUGAUAAAAAAGAUCUUGCCUUGAAUUGAGCAUGAAGUAUUUGAUGUAAAACUUUUGUUAAGAGAAUACCUUCAAACAUUUUUCAUUUCUCUGUGUAUAUAAAAUCCAAAAACUAAAAAUAAAACUUAAAAUCAA
Messenger RNA from Physella acuta, 1501 nucleotides. Its product is annotated as eukaryotic translation initiation factor 3 subunit M. Gene Ontology annotation, molecular function: translation initiation factor activity. Gene Ontology annotation, biological process: cytoplasmic translational initiation. Gene Ontology annotation, cellular component: cytoplasm; eukaryotic translation initiation factor 3 complex. The record is from RefSeq and is a predicted model, not a curated record. NCBI's taxonomy places the organism in Eukaryota, Metazoa, Mollusca, Gastropoda, Physidae.